GGAGCUCAGCGCCGACCGGCUGCAGACUGGACUGUACAAAACGCUGACUGUGGCACCAGCGGACGUGACCUCGCAGGCCCACCUCACCUCAAUGGGUCAUGGCUUCGUUUGGGACGCGGCUCCUCUGUUGGGUCUCCUCACUGAAGAUGACCUGCGGGAGCUACUGGGGGAUCCUGACGCGGUGCGAGCCUGGCUGUGGUGUCAGCACCAGCUGCCAGAAACAGAGCGGCCGGCCGGUCUGCCCGCUGACCUGAGGUCACCGCGAGACCUCUGUGACCUGCUGCUCAACAUCCCACUGCUGAGCCGGGCUCUCAGGAAGAGUGUACCGGAUAAGUGGAACACGUACAGAAAGAUCAGUGAAUGGAGUACGAGGUCGCUAAGAGACCCAUAUGUGGAAGAGUGCGAAUUUUACAUGAAAGAGUCUCUGGAUACUGCUUCAAGGUGGAAGGAUCUGGCAUUAUUGUUCCAAACCAGGCUCGGCAUGGACGACCAGACGGCUCUGCGGACGGCCUGUCGUGCCGGUGUGGAGCUGCGGCGGCUCUGUGACGACCCGGAGACGCCCAGGGAGCAUGAGAGGUGCAGACGCCGCAUGCCGGACCCCUGGGGCGUGCUGCCCUUUCUGCUUCGUAGGCUAUGACUCUGAGGUGUGGACGGGAGAGGUGGUGCUAUGUCACUCUGAGGUGUGGACGGGAGAGGUGGUGUUAUGUCACUCUGAGGUGUGGACGGGAGAGGUGGUGUUAUGCCACUCUGAGGAGUGGACGGGAGAGGUGGUGUUAUGCCACUCUGAGGUGUGGACGGGAGAGGUGGUGUUAUGCCACUCUGAGGUGUGGACGGGAGAGGUGGUGUUAUGUCACUCUGAUGUGUGGACGGGAGAGGUGGUGUUAUGUCACUCUGAGGUGUGGACGGGAGAGGUGGUGCUAUGUCACUCUGAGGUGUGGACGGGAGAGGUGAUGUUAUGUCACUCUGAGGUGUGGACGGGAGAGGUGGUGCUAUGUCACUCUGAGGUGUGGACGGGAGAGGUGAUGUUAUGUCACUCUGAGGUGUGGACGAGAGAGGUGGCGUUAUGUCACUCUGAGAUGUGGACGGGAGAGGUGGUGUUAUGUCACUCUGAGGUGUGGACGGGAGAGGUGAUGUUAUGUCACUCUGAGGUGUGGACGAGAGAGGUGGCGUUAUGUCACUCUGAGAUGUGGACGGGAGAGGUGGUGUUAUGUCACUAUGUGUGGACAGGAGAUGUGGUGUUAUGUCACUCCGAGAUGUGGACAGCUACGGCGAUGAGAUACUUUGUAUAUAGACCAUCAGAGAAUGAAUAUUCCAUAUAGAUAGUUACGAUUACAUGCAAGAUGACAAACUUGUUUCUCAGUAGUUCGGAACGUGAGUCCCUUUGCGACCCACAGUAUUGCUAAACAUUGCCUUCGUAUAAUUGUUGACGUCUUCUUCCAUACAAAUGUGAAGAAUAUGAUACGUGCUUAUUCGUCGAUUAAAAAUGUUCGUUGGAGAAGUCGUGCUUGUGUCCACAAUUAAUUACGACUUUGUAUUCCAUGUUAUCAACUUUGGGUUCGUGACCAUUGCAUUCGCUUUGUAUCUGAUGACUGAUACACACAUGUUUUAUAUCACGUUCGUUCAGUGUAAUAUCCAUGUGUAAACACAUUCUGUAGUAGUUGUAUUGUUACUAAAUUGCAAUCUUCUCAGCGUAUUGUGAAUACACAGUGAUUAGAACAUGUG
Messenger RNA from Amphibalanus amphitrite, 1722 nucleotides. RefSeq lists its product as uncharacterized. The transcript has 2 exons. The record is from RefSeq and is a predicted model, not a curated record. NCBI's taxonomy places the organism in Eukaryota, Metazoa, Arthropoda, Thecostraca, Balanomorpha, Balanidae. Bases 92 to 637 code for a protein of 181 amino acids.